AUGGCGGUGCCGAGAGGGAGCCUCCGGGCCAGGGCCCAGCUGGGGCUUCCGCCGCUGCUGCUGCUGACCGUGGCCCUGGCCGGAGGCUCGGGGGCCGCCUCGGCCGAAGCGUUUGACUCGGUUUUGGGGGAUACGGCGUCUUGCCACCGGGCCUGUCAGUUGACCUACCCCUUGCACACCUACCCCAAGGAAGAAGAGUUGUACGCAUGUCAGAGAGGUUGCAGGCUGUUUUCAAUUUGUCAGUUUGUGGAUGAUGGAAUUGAUUUAAAUCGGACCAAAUUGGAAUGCGAAUCUGCAUGUACAGAAGCAUAUUCCCAAUCUGAUGAGCAAUAUGCUUGCCACCUUGGUUGCCAGAAUCAGCUGCCAUUUGCUGAAUUGAGACAAGAACAACUCAUGUCUCUGAUGCCAAAAAUGCAUCUACUCUUCCCUCUAACUCUGGUACGGUCAUUUUGGAGUGGCAUGAUGGACUCUGCACAGAGCUUCAUAACCUCUUCAUGGACUUUUUAUCUUCAAGCUGAUGAUGGAAAAUUAGUUAUAUUUCAGUCUAAGCCAGAAAUCCAGUAUGCAUCACAGUUGGAACAGGAGCCUACAAAUUUGAAAGAAUCAUCGCUAAGCAAAAUGUCCUAUCUACAAAUGAGAAGUUCACAAACACACAGGAACUUUCUUGAAGAUGGAGAAAGUGAUGGCUUUUUAAGAUGCCUCUCUCUUAAUUCUGGGUGGAUUUUAACUACAACACUUGUCCUGUCGGUGAUGGUAUUGCUCUGGAUUUGUUGUGCAACUGUUGCUACAGCUGUGGAGCAGUAUGUUCCCUCGGAGAAGCUGAGUAUCUAUGGUGACUUGGAAUUUAUGAAUGAACAAAAACUAAAGAGAUAUCCAGCUUCUUCUCUGGUGGUUGUUAGAUCUCAAGUGGAAGAUCAUGAAGAAGCAGGGCCUCUACCCACAAAAGUGAAUCUUGCUCAUUCAGAAAUUUAA
Pipistrellus nathusii (Nathusius's pipistrelle) is the source of this 972-nucleotide messenger RNA. The record is from the annotation of a GenBank genome assembly. NCBI's taxonomy places the organism in Eukaryota, Metazoa, Chordata, Mammalia, Chiroptera, Vespertilionidae.